Vigna radiata var. radiata (mung bean) is the source of this 663-nucleotide messenger RNA. RefSeq lists its product as uncharacterized. Bases 1 to 663 code for a protein of 220 amino acids. Lineage: Eukaryota; Viridiplantae; Streptophyta; Magnoliopsida; Fabales; Fabaceae. The transcript has 4 exons. The record is from RefSeq and is a predicted model, not a curated record.
AUGACAGAGAAUAAUCAAAGCUCUAUGGCUCAUGUAUGGGUUGAAAAUGGACCUCUAGAAUCUACCAACAAAAUAACUGCUGGAUGGCAUGUGUUUCCUCAUUUAUAUGGUGAUUCAAAGACUCAUUUUUAUGCAACAUGGACGAAAGAUAAUUACAAGAAGACAGGAUGCUACAAUGUUCAAUGUCCAGGUUUUGUUCAGAUUGACAGAAAGAAUCAUCUUGGUUCAUAUUUUCCUACCACAUCUAUUUAUGGUGGACCAAUUCAGGAGGUUCUAAUUUCUAUUACCCAGGAUCCAAAGACAAAAAAUUGGUGGAUAGCUGCAGGAAAUACAAACAUUGGUUAUUAUCCAGCAGCAUUGUUCUCGAACUUAGGAUCAGCAGACACGGCUGGUUGGGGUGGAAGAACACAAGCUAAUCUUGGUAGAGCUAGCCCUCCAAUGGGAUCUGGUCAUUUUCCUGAUGGAAAUAGUAUCCAUUCAGGCUAUUUUAGAUCUCCAUCGGUUCAAGAUAAUUCAAGAGAGGAGUUUACACCUAAUCCUAUUAUAACUAAAUCCUUCACUGACAAUAGCGAUUGUUAUACUAUUGAUUACUAUGAACCAAAAGUAGGGUUUGCUGGUGCUGUCGAGUUUGGAGGACCUGGAGGAGCCAAUUGUGGAGAUUAA